Molecule: messenger RNA, 7143 nt
Organism: Mus musculus (house mouse)
Lineage: Eukaryota; Metazoa; Chordata; Mammalia; Rodentia; Muridae
Gene: Gpr158
Product: G protein-coupled receptor 158
Exons: 11
Coding region: 690-4292 (1200 amino acids)
Biological process (GO): regulation of G protein-coupled receptor signaling pathway; G protein-coupled receptor signaling pathway; protein localization to plasma membrane
Cellular component (GO): presynaptic membrane; nucleus; postsynaptic membrane
Molecular function (GO): G protein-coupled glycine receptor activity; enzyme activator activity; G protein-coupled receptor activity
Source: RefSeq, marked validated
GCGGCCAAGCUGUCUCUUUAAACUGCUUUCAUCUGAGAGCAGAGAAAGGCAGCGCUGUGGUUUGUGGCCAAACCUAAAGGCUCUAGUUAAUCAGCUGCCUGGCUGUCUGGACUGCAGACACACGAACGUCUUCAAAGAAAACCUUGGUUCCUUGGGACUCGCCGCUGAGCUCGCGGCUUGGAUCUGUGUGCGCGCUUCCAUCUCCGGGCGAAGCGGUCGAGGAGGGGCCAGAACUGGGAGGCGGGAACGACCUGCCAAGGGUGAGAUGAUGGAGCAGCAUCUUUGGUGGCCGCGGUGGCAACAUCAGCUGCAUCAGCAGCAUCAGCAUCAGCUCUUGAACACACCUCAAUGAGAGCGGCGGUGGAAGCGGCUGAGCAGAAAGACGUAAGCGGGCUAACUAUAGCUGCUGGGGAUGUAACCUGUUUGGCUCAAGGCUGCGAGGUGCGUAAUCCCGAGCCGACCCAUUGUGGAGCCGGGCGCAGCCAGCAUUGCCACAGGUGAUUUGGUCUGUGACGGCAGCUGAGCCAGCUGGGCCAAUUUCAAAACAUUCUUAUUUUAAAGUCCAUCUGGACUGGGCGCCACCUGGAGAAGAAGGAAGCCUCCCCUCAAAAGUCUUACUGAUGAUAAAUUGAGGACCAAAAUUUACAAAGUGACUCCUCCGGUUAUCGCCUCUCUUCUAUGCUAGACAGAUGGGAGCCAUGGCUUACUCUUUACUCUUCUGCCUCCUGCUCGCUCAUCUGGGAUUGGGAGAGGUUGGUGCCAGCCUCGACCCUCCGGGACGGCCAGAUUCCCCUCGAGAGAGGACUCCGAGGGGGAAGCAGCAUGGUCAGCAGCUGCCGCGAGCCUCUGCCCCAGACCCCUCUAUUCCCUGGAGCCGCUCCACUGACGGCACCAUCUUGGCACAAAAACUAGCCGAGGAGGUGCCCGUGGACGUGGCCUCUUACCUCUACACUGGGGACUUCCACCAGCUGAAGAGAGCCAACUGCUCAGGCCGCUACGAGUUGGCUGGCCUGCCGGGAAAGUCACCGUCCCUAGCCAGCUCCCAUCCUUCCUUGCACGGGGCGCUGGACACUCUGACACACGCCACCAACUUCCUCAACAUGAUGUUGCAGAGCAAUAAGUCUCGGGAACAGACCGUGCAGGAUGACCUGCAGUGGUACCAGGCUCUGGUGCGAAGUCUCCUGGAGGGUGAGCCCAGCAUCUCCCGGGCGGCCAUCACCUUCAGCACCGAGUCGCUGUCCACGCCCGCCCCGCAGGUCUUCCUCCAGGCCACCCGCGAGGAGAGUCGCAUCCUGCUGCAGGACCUGUCCUCCUCCGCUCACCACCUGGCUAACGCCACUCUAGAGACCGAGUGGUUCCAUGGGCUUCGGCGAAAGUGGAGGCCCCACUUGCACCGCCGUGGCUCCAAUCAGGGGCCACGGGGCCUAGGCCACAGCUGGCGGCGCAGGGAUGGGCUUGGAGGGGACAGGAGCCACGUCAAGUGGUCCCCACCUUAUCUGGAGUGCGAGAAUGGGAGUUACAAGCCUGGGUGGCUGGUCACGCUCUCUGCUGCCUUCUACGGGCUUCAACCUAACCUGGUCCCGGAAUUCAGGGGUGUGAUGAAAGUUGAUAUAAGCCUUCAGAAAGUGGACAUUGACCAAUGUUCGAGUGAUGGCUGGUUUUCAGGAACUCACAAAUGCCACCUUAACAACUCAGAGUGUAUGCCAAUCAAAGGCCUGGGAUUCGUGCUUGGAGCCUAUCAGUGCAUUUGCAAAGCAGGGUUCUAUCAUCCCCGUGUCUUCUCAGUGAACAACUUCCAGAGAAGGGGUCCAGAUCACCAUUUUUCAGGAAGCACAAAGGAUGUGUCAGAAGAAACCCACGUCUGCCUGCCCUGCAGAGAAGGCUGCCCCUUCUGUGCUGAUGAUCGUCCAUGCUUUGUCCAGGAGGAUAAAUACCUGCGGCUCGCUAUUAUCUCUUUCCAAGCCCUGUGUAUGCUGCUGGACUUUGUCAGCAUGCUGGUGGUCUACCAUUUUCGCAAAGCAAAGAGCAUCAGGGCAUCUGGGCUCAUCCUGUUGGAAACAAUAUUGUUUGGUUCUCUGCUCCUAUACUUUCCGGUCGUUAUUCUGUACUUUGAGCCAAGUACAUUUCGUUGUAUUCUCCUAAGGUGGGCUCGUCUUCUUGGUUUUGCUACUGUUUAUGGAACUGUGACCCUCAAGCUUCACAGGGUUUUGAAGGUGUUCCUUUCACGAACAGCACAAAGAAUCCCAUACAUGACUGGUGGUCGGGUCAUGAGGAUGCUGGCAGUAAUAGUCUUGGUUGUGUUUUGGUUUCUUGUUGGCUGGACUUCUUCUAUGUGCCAGAAUUUGGAGCGGGAUAUUUUGCUUGUUGGCCAAGGGCAAACAUCUGAUCACCUCACCUUCAAUAUGUGCCUCAUUGACCGCUGGGAUUACAUGACAGCAGUUGCUGAAUUUUUAUUCCUCUUGUGGGGCAUUUAUCUCUGCUAUGCAGUGCGGACUGUCCCUUCAGCAUUUCAUGAGCCACGCUACAUGGCUGUCGCAGUUCACAAUGAGCUCAUUAUCACGGCUAUAUUCCAUACAAUUAGAUUCGUGCUCGCCUCGAGACUUCAGCCCGACUGGAUGCUGAUGCUGUACUUUGCACAUGCUCACUUGACUGUGACAGUCACCAUUGGGCUGCUUCUAAUUCCAAAGUUUUCACAUUCAAGCAAUAAUCCCCGAGAUGACAUUGCUACGGAAGCAUAUGAAGAUGAGCUGGACAUGGGUCGCUCUGGAUCCUACCUGAACAGCAGUAUCAAUUCAGCCUGGAGUGAACACAGCCUAGAUCCAGAAGACAUUCGGGAUGAACUGAAAAAACUCUAUGCUCAGUUAGAAAUAUACAAACGUAAAAAGAUGAUCACAAACAACCCCCACCUUCAGAAAAAACGGUGCUCCAAGAAGGGCUUAGGCCGGUCCAUCAUGAGGCGCAUCACUGAGAUCCCAGAGACAGUCAGCAGACAGUGCUCCAAAGAGGACAAGGAAGGCACAGACCACAGUGCAGCCAAGGGGACAGGCCUUGUCCGGAAGAACCCUACUGAGUCCUCAGGGAAUACAGGGAGACCCAAGGAAGAGUCCCUUAAAAAUCGGGUCUUCUCUCUCAAGAAAUCCCACAGCACAUAUGACCAUGUGAGAGACCAAACUGUAGAAUCCAGCAGCUUGCCCAUGGAGAGCCAGGAGGAGGAGGCCACCGAAAAUUCAACCUUGGAGUCGCUGUCAAGUAAAAAACUGACACAAAAGCUCAAAGAAGAUAGUGAGGCCGAGUCCACUGAGUCAGUGCCGUUGGUCUGCAAGUCAGCCAGUGCUCACAACCUCAGCUCAGAGAAGAAGCCUGGGCACCCACGUACAUCUAUGUUACAGAAAUCUCUCAGUGUCAUUGCAAGUGCCAAGGAGAAGACACUUGGCCUGGCUGGCAAAACCCAGACUUUAGUUAUGGAAGACCGAGCUAAGUCCCAGAAACCAAAAGAUAGAGAGACCAUCAGGAAGUACUCAAAUUCAGAUAAUGUAGAGACUAUCCCAAACUCCGGUCACAUGGAGGAGCCAAGAAAGCCCCAGAAAUCUGGGAUUAUGAAACAGCAGAGGGUCAGCCUCCCCACUGCCAAUCCUGACGUGAGCUCCGGUAUCACCCAGAUAAAGGACAAUUUUGAUAUCGGAGAAGUAUGCCCUUGGGAGGUUUAUGACCUGACCCCUGGUCCUAUGCCUUCAGAGCCAAAAGCUCAAAAACACGUAUCAAUCGCAGCUUCUGAAGUGGAACAAAACCCUGCUUCGUUUUUGAAGGAGAAGUCCUACCACAAGUCUAAGGCAACUGAAGGUCUCUACCAAGCCAAUCACAAGAGCAUAGACAAGACAGAGGUGUGCCCCUGGGAAAUCCACAGUCAGUCCCUUUUAGAAGAUGAGAAUCGUCUGAUUUCUAAGACUCCAGUUCUCCCAGGGAGAGCCAGAGAGGAGAAUGGAAGCCAGCUCUACACAACCAAUAUGUGUGCUGGGCAAUAUGAAGAACUGCCCCACAAAGUCGUAGCACCAAAAGUAGAGAAUGAAAAUCUCAACCAAAUGGGAGACCAGGAGAAACAGACAUCUUCCUCUGUGGAUAUCAUUCCUGGCUCCUGUAACUCAAGUAAUAACUCCCAUCAGCCCUUAACAUCACGAGCCGAAGUGUGUCCCUGGGAGUUCGAGCCCCUAGAACAACCAAAUGCUGAAAGAAGCGUAACUUUACCUGCCUCCUCUGCUUUAAGUGCAAAUAAGAUACCAGGGCCUCAGAAAUAGGAAGUCUGGGACACUUUCAAAGUGGACCACCCUGGGAAGAAAGGGGUAAUCCCGAGUUUGAUAAAAAUAGAUCUGAAAAUCACAAGUUACCAAGGCAUCUUUGUUAGCCUAGGGAAACAUGGCACAUAGUGCAGUAAGGUGAAGGCAAGGGCUGGAGAAGGCCAGAAAAAGGCAAUUAUGCAUCAUAAGAAGGAAGGCUGACUCUGCCAUGAAAAGCCAGAUCAACACUGGAGGACAGCUUAGCAUUUCCGCCUGUUUAAGGGACAUUGCCCUGUCUGUCUUUACACAUGGGAUUGAAUGGUACCAAGCAAGAUUCACCAGGAGGCAUGGAAGACAGACGCAUGGAUUUUAAGAUGGGAAAACUUAGAUAAAUGUGACUGUGAUUCUAAGUAGCUGACUGAAAAGCCAACCUUCAUUACCUAUUUAACCUUGGUAGCACUGCUAACUUAAUGCACCCUGAUACCUUUUAUAUACACGAUUGCUCUCAUUUUCUUAAAAUCUGUUCCAGUACAUUGUUGUGUCUUGUAUUCAAGCAUUCCAGAUUGUAUAAUUUUUGCAAAUAACUUUGAUAUUAUAUGACACAACACAUUUAUGCAAUCUGCAGCUACUCAAUUGUCAUUGCAACCUACCAAAUACCUGCUAUCAUCUACCAAGUGUGGUUGAGUCUUGGAGUACAGUAAGCUUUCUCUGGCUUAGGAAGCCAUAACAGUUAAGAUGAAAACUUUUAGUUUGGGCUGUGGUUUAUAUAGUGAAGUUGGGUCUGACUCUUUUGUUUCCCACCAUGGCUUGUUGUAAUGUCUUAAUUUUUAAAUAUAAGUUGAGUUGCUUAUUCUACACUUCUUGUAGGGACUCUGAAGCUUUAUUAAUCUCGGAGAUGAAGUGGUCCUGUUUAGUCAUAUGUCUCAGUAAGUUAAGGACAACUUAUCCAUUGUUUGUUCCAAGUCAGAGCUAAAUCAACCCAAUGACUCUUUCAGUAUUUCACAUUAGCAUUUCCUAAGGAAGAAGCCGAAUGAGGAAACUAUGCUGUACAUUGUUACCAACAGAAGAGGCCAACUCUAGGAGCGCCUUAACAACGAGUGCAUACUGCAGGUCCAGGAAAUUGCCUUUCAUGACAAAUACAGAAAGGUCGCUCCUAAUAGCUCCAGGGAUUAUUUUUAUAAAGAGAAAAAUUAAUGAUAGCAUCAAGAUCAUUGUAUGGAUAUAUUUUUAUUAUGCAUACUGAAAAUAUAUUUUAAAUUACCUUAAACUAUUUAUUCUCAUAAACUUUUAUUCAUUGCUUCAUCUAGGUACAGAAUUUGCUGGGCUCAAAUCCCAAAGAGAUUUUAUAACUUGAUUUACUCAAAGCCCAUAGGUGGUACAGGCUCUUUACACUCCCCAGUACCAGAACUUACAAGUCCUUCAAACUGUCCUUGCAAGCCACCUAGCUCAAAAUGCAAAGCCUAAGAUUGGUGUGCAUACAUCAAAGCAUAUCUUCUAGAACUUGCUGCAUUCCAUGCUGAUCUCUAGCAUAAACAUCCUGAGCUUCUGACUUAGCUCUAAGGAUUGCAAUGCCGAAAUAAGACUCUAAAAUCCAGGCACAUUUCAUUUAAAGAUCUAUCACUUAAAACUACAGCCCAGGCUUGAUUUUCUCCCAUCAUAAAUACUAAACAACUGCUUAUGUGACGAAGACAUUUCCAUCCAUAGGAACUGUUUUACCUUUGGUGAGCAACAAAAAGAAUUUGCUAGGAUGAUGCAGGAGGGGAGAAGGAAUCAGAAGGUGGAUAUAAGGCUGUGCUUAUGCUUUGUGUCUAUCAUCAAACUUUGCUCAGUGUUUACUUUUGUAUUCAGGAGAAAGCAAGCACUUGAGGAGUUGGCAGAGCUGGGCAUACCCAUUUGCUUGCUUCAUUCAUUACUCAGGUUGGUGGGCUAGGUUUGGAAAUCUAUAGAGAUUUUAUUGCUAACUGCUGCCUUCAUUAAUCCCUAUCAUCCCCACCCUUCCAAUCAAAGCCUAUCUACUUUGUGACUUUAGAAUUCUAUUUUGAGGAGCAUUUGUGAACUUGGCUUAGAGUUUGUAGACUUGCGUACUUGUUUCACUUGUGUCUGAGAGCUGUUAGCACUAGAUUUGCCUCAGAAUUAAGCAGGCAACUGUCACUGACUUCACUGCACUUCAGGGUGACCCUGCUUGAUGUGUGGCUCACAGAAGAUUUGCCAAAUUAUACCAUAGUGACAGUCUGCCCCUGCCCCCCAUAGAUUACUCUCCACCGCCACAAAUCAGCACAAAUAGCUAGGUUCUUUCCUAGAGCUUCAUUUUCAUAACUUAUCACCAAAAGAAAUUGAACUCUGUCAUUCUGGAAGCUCUUUUCCCUGGCUGAGAACAAUAGAAAGUGCAUACAGUGUGAAGGUCUCACAAACAUUUGCUAGGUUGUCCUUUCAAUGCAUGUGCAGGCUGCACCCUGUUGUUGUUUUAAGCCAGGGUUUAUAAAUAAGUAGAUUUAUAUCUGUCUUAAUAGAAGUGUAUAUUUUAUGCAAGAAUUAAAUGCUUUACAACAUAAAUUAUGACUUGACCUCUCGUAAACUUCGGUGGCAAUACGGAUUGAAUCCCGACAGUUGUCUUGUAUUUGCUUCCUAGGUUUCUGCAUGCGAGUGGUGAUAGGUAGGACUGACAACACACUGCCUUUGACUUCUAGCACUUAGCAGUCAAGAGUUGUAGAGUCAACAAAGCUGUAAGUCUCUUCACUUAACCUGUGGUUCUUCUAAAACUAUUAUCUAAAUCUACAGCAUCCCACCAUGGAAUACCUGGUAAUUUAUGUUGUGAUGUGUUGCAGCAUGUAAAUAACUAUAACUUCUCUGCAAUAAAACAUUUAUAUGAAAA